Molecule: messenger RNA, 978 nt
Organism: Trematosphaeria pertusa
Lineage: Eukaryota; Fungi; Ascomycota; Dothideomycetes; Pleosporales; Trematosphaeriaceae
Exons: 2
Coding region: 1-978 (325 amino acids)
Source: RefSeq, a predicted model, not a curated record
AUGGGUCGAUUCGCAACCCUCAAUUCCGAGACUAAGGACCUUGUCCUCGCGAUGCUUCCAGCAAUCGCCACCGCUUUCAAGGUCGACAACGUCGUUGACAUCAUCCCCGAGGACAUCCGCAUGCGUGCUUGGGAUUGUGACAGGCGCGACCACAUCAAGGACAAGACCGAGGAUGACCCGCGCAACUGGGGUGUCCAGUUCCUACGGGACCUCAUGACCAUCGGACGUCUCAAGGAAGGAAAUCUCACCGAGUUCCAAGCCGACCUGAGGGCCAAAGUCGAGAAGCACGAGCCGAAGCACCCGUGGUGUAGGCUUGCGGACAUCAAGGAGCUCAAGGCGAAAUAUGUGAACCCGGAUCGUGCCAGUGAGGACAACCACUCCCAAGACGAAUAUGCUUCGGACGAGCCUUCCUCAACGGAUUCUUACUUAGAGGAACUAGUCGAGCAGGAGGUCCCCAAGGGCAAGAAGCGUCGUCGCAACCACGAGGCGUACGAGGCUCGCGUUCAGGAGAAGUCCAAGCACCACAAGCAUAGAACUUCCUCCUCCCGACUUCGUCGUGACAGCGAGGGUUGGGAGCGCCCCGAGAAGCGCGGUCGCCCUGGCAAGGGUCGAUACUCCACGGAGCGCCGCAUUCCGGACGCCAGCCGCCUUUCCGUUCGACGUCCCAGCAUCGCCAUCAAGUCUGAGCGCGAGGGCUCUUACGACUCCACGAGCGUGAUGUCAGUACUUCCAGCUUUCACUCCACCGUUCACUGCUUCUCCUCGUCCGGUCCCAGCUCACAAUUACUCGCACCACAGCAUCGACAACUCCAAUGAGCCGUUGGCAGUCCAGAAGCUCCAGGCCGAGUUGGAUGUCGCGGAGGCCGAGUUGAAGGCCGCCCGCGUUCGGCUGCAGUACAUGGAGGCCAAGGAGAAGGCCAUCGCUGAGGUCAACCGCAAUGGCGCCGGCACGCAAGACGAGCCGCACGAGGUCGACUAG